Molecule: messenger RNA, 1981 nt
Organism: Bolinopsis microptera
Lineage: Eukaryota; Metazoa; Ctenophora; Tentaculata; Lobata; Bolinopsidae
Product: dnaJ homolog subfamily B member 6-like
Exons: 5
Coding region: 236-1585 (449 amino acids)
Biological process (GO): DNA recombination; DNA repair; DNA replication
Cellular component (GO): nucleus
Molecular function (GO): DNA binding; Hsp70 protein binding
Source: RefSeq, a predicted model, not a curated record
AAGCGUAUGAUAUUCUAUCAGAUCCUAAAAAGAAGGACGUGUACGACAAAUAUGGAAAAGCAGGACUUAAUAAUGAAGGAAGCGGUCGAUCUUGGCAAAGGUAUCAAUCCUGGAACAGUUCCUACGGUGUUGACGACUCUGAGAAGAGGAUGAUGAAUUUUUCGAAUAUUGGUCCUCCUAUCAGUAUCAGUUCCAGGAGAAAACGAGAGUUACUGUAGCUGAGUUAACAAGAAAUAUGGUCAUGGAUUGGCAAAUCUAUGUUAGGGUCACUAAAGUUCAUGGAUUAAGACGGUAUUCCAAUGCUCGUGGUAGUGGAUUUAUCUUUAAGGUCAACUUGAUGGACAACAGUGGAGAAAUCGUGCUCAUGGGAUUUGACGAAGUCGCCCAACAGUUUGCCAGCAUAUUCCUAGAAGAUGCUUGUUACAAAAUAUCAGACUGUCGUAUAAAUAUACAACGAUGUGGCUUGUACACCGCGAUAGACCACAAACACGAACUGGUUCUGGAAUUUUUCACCCAAAUUUCCCCCAUUGCAGCAUUCCAACCUAAAUUUACACCUCGGCUUACACUUAUUAAAGAAAUUCCAAAUUUGAGUAAUGACAUUUUAUUUAUCAAUACGAUCGGUAUAAUAAGUGACGCUGAAGACCCUUUCAUUUACAGCGCAAAAUCUGGCAGACAAACUUUAAGACGAAAUAUAAAACUGGUUGAUAGAUCAGGCUAUCCGGUUUGGCUUGCUGUGUAUGGUAAUCAAGCCAGUGAAAUCAGUGAUGCUGUUCUUAAUGAACAAGUUAUUUUGAUCAAAGAUGUUAAAAUUGUUAGGUUCGGUGAAAACAAAUUCAAUUUGCACAUGUGGUUCCAAACUUCUAUAAUGCUCAUCGAACCUUCUGGUAAGAAAGCUGAGGAUCUUCGUGUAUGGUGGAAAGCAGAAAGGAACAACGAGAGGCAGAGAUUGAUGAUAGGUCAUGAUUCCAUCGACCCUGAAACUCACCAGACAAACUCCACACCUGCAACCUUAGUUACUGAAUCUUUUGUUCAAGUUGAGGAGAGGAUUAGUAGUUGUAUUGCGAAGGGAUCAAAAGGAGAAGAAUAUUUCAAUCUGAUAGCUGUGGCUACUAUUAUUAAAAGAGAAAACGUUAUCUACGCAGGGUGUCCAGUAUUAUUAUGUCGCAAGAAAGUUACCGAAAUCACUCAACCUACUAGUUCUGGUAACCAACCUAGGUUGGGCUACUUCUGUAGGAAUUGUAAUGAGACUUAUAAUCAUUUUAAAUAUGGGUUCGCCGUUAAACUCUUCCUUAAGGAUUACAGUGGAGGUCGUUGGGUAACAAUAUUCAAUGAUGCGGCUGAAGAAUUUCUUGGACAAUCUCCUGACGAAUUGAUAAAGCUUAGGGAGGAUCUCAGUGGAUUCGACUUCGAGCAUGUCAUGAAUAAAAAUCUAUUUAAACGUUAUGUUUUUAGACUCAAAUCGUACGUGAGCAACUUCUUUGAGGAUCAUAGGAUUGAGUACAACGUCAUUUCUUUGACGAAACCGGAACCAAGGUCCAUCUCAUAUGGGUUAAUAAAAGAAAUAUUAACCUUGGAGAGUACCUGAUAUCCCAUUACUCGGAGAUGCAAAUUGCUGGAUGUUUCAAACUGUAAAUGAUUUUUAUGCAAAUAAUGAUUUUUAUGUUCAGAUUUUCAAUUUUUGUAUUAGCACUGCUGUUGCGAAUUAUUGAACAAUUACGACUAUAUUAUUUAUAUAAUGCAGUUAUGUUUGUCUGAUAAAUGUGACAUCUUGUUUUUGAGUUUUUAAUUGUAUUCUUUCAGUUAUCGUUUUUUUCUUCUAUAAAGUGGGAUAUUUUAACCAUAUCUUUAUUUCCGAGUCAUGACCUUUUCGAAAGAAAGGAAGUCAUUUAGAAUACAACAUUUUUUAUGACAAUUAUUUAAGUGUAAUUUAUCAAGUUGACAAACAUUUCAUUCUGAAUUUAUACAUUUCAUCCGAUUCCCG